UAAUGGGUGCAUAUAAAUAUUUACAAGAGCUUUGGAAAAAGAAAUAAUCUGAUGUCCUCAGCUUCAUCAUGAGAAUCAGAACAUGGGAAUACAGAUAAUUGCCAGUCAUUCAUAGAGCAACUAGACCCAGCAGACCAGAUAAAGCCAGAAGAUUAGGUUACAAGGCCAAAUAAGGUUAGAUUUUAAACUGAUCUUUUAAAGGUUAUGUAAUUUACAGAGUCAGAGUCAGAAGAGGUGGAAGAAAAUUGUUGAUCAGAAAGGGUCUUGUUAAGGGUAAACCUAAGAGUCAAGGAGUUAAUCAAUUAAAGCCCACCAGAAAUCUUAGAUCAGUUGCUGAAGAGAGAGUUGGCAGAAAAAUUGGAGCAUUGAGAGUUUUAAAUUCAUAUUGGGUGGCUCAAGACGGAACAUACAAAUAUUAUGAGGUCAUCACAGUUGAUCCAUUCCAUUCCGCCAUCAGAGGAGAUCCAAGAAUCAAUUGGAUUACCCAACCAGUUCACAAACACAGAGAAUUAAGAGGUAUAGUCUGCAAUUUCUAUAAUUUUAGGCUUAACAUCUGCUGGUAGAAAGAGUAGAGGUCUCAGAGUAAAGGGUCACAGAAAUAAUCAAACAAGACCAUCAAGAAGAGCCAAUUACGCUAGAAGAAACAGAAUUUCCCUCAGAAGGUACAGAUGAU
Molecule: messenger RNA, 673 nt
Organism: Paramecium pentaurelia
Lineage: Eukaryota; Ciliophora; Oligohymenophorea; Peniculida; Parameciidae
Source: the annotation of a GenBank genome assembly